This is a messenger RNA of Frieseomelitta varia, 1691 nucleotides long. Its product is annotated as 27 kDa hemolymph protein-like. Lineage: Eukaryota; Metazoa; Arthropoda; Insecta; Hymenoptera; Apidae. The transcript has 5 exons. The record is from RefSeq and is a predicted model, not a curated record. The coding region runs from base 294 to 1223 and encodes 309 amino acids.
CGCCCAACGGCUCAGUAUCGGAAUAUCAGUCUUGCGAGUCAGUACAGUGUAUCAGUACAGCGUAUCUCUGUCCUCGGCUUUCUGAAUUACUGUGUUUCGUUCUCUUGUCUCUCUUCCCUUCACUAAUAUUCCGGGCAACAUUGACGGGCAUCGGUGCACGUUUUUCACAACAAACAGAACAGCUCGAAUGUGCCCGACGAGCUACUACAGUGGCACCCGUACCGAUGCAUAACUGAACCUGUAUUUCUACCUCAUCACAAAGAUACUCUUCUUUUUCACGCAACAAAAUAGAGAUGACCAAGUACUGUACCACACCAAUUAUUGUGAUAUUCCUCUGUGGCUUUCUUGGACAUACAAUCUCUCAAGAGAAUGUGCCUAACGCAGAAGAAGUAUUAAACAAAGUUUCUGGUGUCAUCGACUUGAAAAGCCUAAAUGUAUCUAAUAUACUUUCGGAUGUGAGUAACAAAACAUCUAUGGUACAAAUGUUUGAGGAAACUACGAGUGUUAUCAAGCAGAAAUGCGAGAAAUACGGAGGAGAGGGUGCAUACGAAAAUGCUGUGAAUGCAACCAUCAAACUAGAACAGUGCCUUACGUCAUUUGUUAAUUUCACACAAUUGGAGAUAGAAAUGGAAAAAUACAAACCUACUGGAGAUUUGGAUAUAGUGUUCAAAAAUUACUGCCAAAAAACUCCCAUUUUGAAGCAAUGUGUCAGAAACUUCACUACAGGGCUGGAACCUUGCUUGGAAGCAAAGGAACGAGAAAAUAAAGAAAUCAUUCAAAAUAUCACAAAUUCUCUCUUAAAUUUUGUGUGUUACAAAGAAGGAGAUCGUAUUGCCCUUUUCAUAUCUGCUAAUGGUCCAGAGUGUCUACGAUCGAAACAACAAGAAACUCUACAAUGUAUUAAUUCUACUUUAGGAAACUAUAUGCCCCAGUUAGAACCUAACAGCGAAUCUUUAAAAACAAUAGACAGCCUUCCAUUCCUUGUUCUUGGGAAUAAAGAAUGCACAGACAUGUCAAAACUCCAGACUUGUGUUGUAAAGGAAUUGGAAAAAUGUUCAGAUCCAACACCAGCAAACAUUGUAGAUUCUAUAUUCAAUUUUAUUCGAAGAGUAACACCAUGUCAGAACUUGGUAACUGUACAAAAUGCUGCUGCUUCUAACUUAACAACGGUUAAUUUACUAAUUAUAAUGAAUAUAGUAUUUUUUUCAUUAAAACUCCUAUGAAAUAAAUAAUUAAUUCCAAUAGGCUUUAUGUACAAAGAGACAUAACUUUGAAAGGUAAACAUUUUUUUCUACAAAUAUGAAUUUCAUUUUUCAAAUCCAUCUUAGGUUUUUAAUGAAGCAUAAUAUGUGAUACUUUUGAAAGUAAAAGUAACAUUCCAAUAUAUAUGUAUAAAAAAAAAUUUUUUUAUCUUUAAGAACCAUUUUUACUACAUUAGUUCCAAUGUAAUUGAAACAAACAAAAUUUGUACUGUUCUAACAAUUCUGGUGCUUCAGAAUAGACUGACAUAUUUAUAAGUGUCCAUCUGAAUAUGCAGACAAAAAUAUAAAUUACAACUAUAGUAGAAUCUAGAUCUAUCUUCACUUUUGCUACACUUGGAAUAUAUUCAAUUUUGUACUAUAGUAAUGUAAUCAAGUAAAUUCAUACCAACUUGUAUAUAAGUACUAUGAAUUAUAUGCAAUAAUAAGACA